GCAAGGUCGAGUCUAUUUCGUCUCCCCUACAACAAAACCCUAAUUCUCAAUUUCCCCCUCCUUUUUCUCCGGGGUAAUCGCCCGAUCCGAUCCGACGCCGUCCACCUCCUCCUCCGCCGCCGCCACCGCCUCUCGCGGCCGCCGCCGCCGCGCUUCGUCUAGGGUUUCGAUGCUUGCAGUGGCACUUUACAUUUUAUCUACUAGAUGGCUACUUCCUCUCCUGUCUCUAGUAGCAAAGGCGGCGACUCCAUCGGGAGUACUGCUGCUAUAAAUGGCAAUACAACACCGCAACGUACUACUGUCAUUGAUACACCGAGGCCAAAUCUUCGUGGCCUUAAUAAGCCUAAGUGUAUCAAGUGCGGAAAUGUUGCUCGCUCAAGGUGCCCAUUUCAGAGUUGUAAGAGUUGCUGCUUCAAAGCUCAGAAUCCAUGCCAUAUUCAUGUUUUGAAGCAAAGCAGUAUUUUACCCGACAAGCCACCUCCAUCUAGAUCUCCUUCGAUCGAGCAACCCUCAAUUGAUAUACCUUCUACUGGCUCUGCUUGGAGGUUGAACGCACUCAAACAACUUCCACACAAUUUCUUGAAUGCACUUCGAGCGAAGAAACCUCUUAACAAAAAGGAUGUUGCGAAUAUAAACAAGUGGAAGUUUGCAAAACUAAGGGAGUACAUUGAAGGUAAUAUCGAAGCAGAAAAUGAAGCAUUUGAGAGGUACUUGCAGAAUGUGGCUCUACUUGAGGAAAUAUUUGUCAUCCCAGAUGAGCUCAAAGAAGAAAAUCGGGCCGCAGCUGAAAGCACUUCAGAAGACAAGAUGCAGAGAUUGGUAUCUGAGAUAAAAAUAAAGCUAAAGUCUAACUCUGACAAGGAAGAGAGCUUUAGAGAGAGAAUAAGGAACAUCUUGGAUCAAAAACUGGAGAAGUUGCGCGAAAAAGAGCGAAGCAAUGAAGAGGGUGCACUCUCAGAUGACCUAGCAAGCAUUAAAAAACGCGGCGAGAGGACUGCAGCACUGAACGAUCUAAUCGAUAAGAUGAAUAGAGCGCGAGGCGAGGAAGAUUUGAUAUCUUGCUUGGAAAUGAGGUCUCAGCUGUUCAGAGACUCGGCUAGUAAUGCAACGGAAAAAUGUGAGGAAUUGAACGUCGGGGACUCUUCGGCAUGUAAAGAAGAAGCAGAGACUACUAACUCUUUCUCUUAUUCUCUUCCUUUUGUAUGUAUUGCUGUUGAUGUUGAUCAGAGGAUGCUGUCGGAUAUUGAUGCAGAGUUUGCGUCUCUCAGUCGGAUAGUCGAAUUGUGACUUGCGAAACGAUUCCGCUACUGUCACGAUAUUGUUGUUUAUUAGACUAACUAAAGCUUUGAUCAAUAUAAUGGUGAGUUUACUGAAAGAUGAUGCUCUUUUACGGUAUAGAUCAUGUAAUGUUAUCUUAUUAUAAUUUAUCAUAUUAUUUCUGAUUAGACCUUGUGUUAUCUUACAUGACACAAUUGAGUGAGUUUGGAAUGUAUGCUAUGCGGUAUAAUUGUUACUAUUUUUGUCAUUAUAUUUUCA
Molecule: messenger RNA, 1536 nt
Organism: Ananas comosus (pineapple)
Lineage: Eukaryota; Viridiplantae; Streptophyta; Magnoliopsida; Poales; Bromeliaceae
Exons: 6
Coding region: 205-1287 (360 amino acids)
Source: RefSeq, a predicted model, not a curated record